Messenger RNA from Puntigrus tetrazona (Sumatra barb), 3027 nucleotides. RefSeq names its product ankyrin repeat domain 67 (gene ankrd67). The transcript has 5 exons. Gene Ontology annotation, cellular component: nucleus; cytoplasm. The coding region runs from base 241 to 1455 and encodes 404 amino acids. NCBI's taxonomy places the organism in Eukaryota, Metazoa, Chordata, Actinopteri, Cypriniformes, Cyprinidae. Gene Ontology annotation, molecular function: protein binding. The record is from RefSeq and is a predicted model, not a curated record.
UCUCUCUCUCUCUCUCUCUCUCUCUCUCUCUCUCUCGCCAUCAUACAAUUACAUUGCUCUAAAAGCUCAUUCUCACCAUAGCAACCUCAGAUGAACAUAAAACACUUGAUGAACGAUAUCAGAGGGGGGCGGAAAGACCGGACUUACGUGUUAUGUCACCCUGAGAAAUCUGUUCUACGGCACGCUGGAGAGAAGCAAGCCAUCAUGGAGUAACUGGCACUCACAGAUUGUCCUCCUGCCAUGGCCCACACAGGCCCCGAGGUGCACUGGAGGUGGUUGGAGCUCCAUGACUCGGUGUCUAUAGGGUCUGUGGAGAGGAAGGUCCGGACGACUGCAGGGACCAGACAGUGGAGGAUCCACCGUCGACCCAAACCCAGACACACCUUUCUGGAUGAACGCAGACUGCAUUACGCUGCUUGGGACGGAUGUCUGGACCAAGUCAAGGCUAUGCUGGAACUUGGUGUGCCUGCUAACUGCCAGGACCCGUAUGGUUGGACAGCUGUCCACCACGCCUCUUUCAAGGGUCAUCUCAUGCUGAUCAAGUUCCUGUUGCAAACCGGCCAGGUGGAGGUAAAUAGCCAGGACUUCUUCAACUGCACUCCCUUGCACCGCUCCUGCACUGGAGGAAACCCUGAGACCACGGACUUUCUUCUCCAGAAGGGGGCGUCACAUUCAGUGAGGUCCUGCUCCGGCCAGACGCCCCUUCACCUGGCUGCAGCCAGUGGACACCUGGGCACGGCUCGGGUUCUGCUCCAGCACUUGGCCUCACCGAACCCCCAGGACUUUCAUAAGUGGACACCCUUGCAUUGGGCAGUUUUUGGAGGCUGGGGUGACGUGGCAGAGCUCCUUCUAGAUAAUGGGGCAGAUGUGGAGGGAGGAAAGGGUGUGGGCAUGAGCCCCCUGCAGUUGGCUGUGUUGGUGGGGAACGAGGCGGGGGUGAAGCUACUGCUCCACAGAGGUGCAGAUGCCAAUAUGAGGGGUCCUAACGGCCGUACAGCCAUGCACCUUUGUGCCUGCUCUGGAGACAAAAAGAUCCUCCAGCAGCUGUUAACAGGAGGUGCUAAGGUCGAUGUCAGGGAUGGAGAUGUUGCGUCUCCGCUGCAUCUUGCUGCCCGCAGUGGCUCCAGGGCUGUGGUGCACUUGUUGAUUUUGAAUGGAGCAGGACUCGAGGACAGGGACAACCUCAAAAUGACGCCACUGCACUACUCGACGCUCAGGGACAACGUUGAGGCUGCCAAACUGUUGCUGCACUACGGGGCAGAUGUGAAUGCUGUCGAGAGGCUCGGACAGACAUCUUUGCACUUGGCCUCUGAGAGGGGUCACUGCAAGGUCCUCAAGGUUCUGCUAGAAAAAGGGGCUGAUCCUGCUAUAAGGAGCAGCUGGAGAGAAACAGCAGAGGAUGUCGCAAAGGCACACAAUCAGCUGGGUGUAGUCCAGCUCCUUCAGCAACAUUAGGCGGUCGGGAUGAAAGAUCAAGCUCAGGACACUAUGGAGAGAGAGAAGAAAUAACAGUGAAUUAGCCUGUUUUUUACUCAACUUCGAAACAUCCUAGGUGUAUGUGACGUUCUUCUUUUAGACAAAUCCAAUCGGAGUUAUAUUAAAUUGUCCAGACCCCUUGAAGCCUUUGAACUGGAGUAAGAGGGUGUUUGUUGUCAACAGUUCAGAAGAAAGUAUGCACAUCCAUAAUAAAAGAUACCUCACUCAGCUCCAGUUUGGCCCCCUGUACAAAUCCAUGCGUUUUUGUACGACAAAUAUCUAUUUUUCAAAUGUAAUAAACACUUUUUUUCUCACUUCUGCUGACUGUGGCAAGAAGACGUUCAGGCAGAUGAUGUACGGGUGUUUCUUGGAAAUGUAGGAGCAAAGGAAACAACGUUUCCUUACUUUAGCAAAAGACAAACCAUUCUCCUCUUGGCUUAUAUUGAAGUCCUACAGCUUUUUUGCUUUUUUUGGCAUUUUGCCUUUAAUUUUGAUAGGACAGAUCAUAGCUGACAGGAAGUGAAGUGGUAGAGAAGGGGUGCAGGAUCGGGAAAGGUAUGCGAACCAGGACUCGAACCGCAACGUCCAAAGUGCAACGGCGCUGAAUGUCGACUCGCAGCCUAAAUCGCUACCGGCACUGAAUUUUUAAUCACGCAACUCAUAUGUCUUACAUCAUUCACCGGGACUGCUUCCACAUGCCACAGUCAGCGGAAGUGAGAAAAAGUUGUUACGUUUAUAAUAAAUGAUCUUUUAAAAAAGCAUGAAUUUGUACAGGGGGCCUUUAUUCACCACCUGGAGUGGUGUGAGGGACAUUUAAUUUAACGUCUUCUGUUGUGUAUACAGCAAACGCCCGUUUAUACCUUGGAAAGGCUUGGUUGGGCCUGGACAGUUUUUAAUAUAACUCAGUUUAGAUUCAUCUAAAAGAAGAAAGUCACAAACACCUAGGAUUCUUCGACGGUGAGUACAAGUUAAUUUUCAUUUUUCUGUGAACAAACCUUUUAAGGCCUGUUCACACUGGGGAUUAAAACUAUUAGAACCAUAACUAUGAUGUUUUAUUAAUCAUUGUAACUUUAAUGACAUUGAUGAAAAAUGAAUUGCUUUCAAAAGAGCUGAUGGAUGAUAAAAACAUUGACAGCCAAUCAAAAGCCAACUGAUCUUAAAGGGCUAGAGUUGUUACGGUUCUCUUUAUAGUAAAAGUCUGGUGUGAACUGGCUUAACAGUUUGAGUCCACUGAUUUAAGCGGACAAGUAACAAGAAUAUUUAUAGGUAUGGUCACAUUUACUAUUGUUUUGCAAAUAGGAAUUGAAGUAACUGAAUUUUUGAGGGCAAAAGAUUGACUCGGAUUGGUCACAUAAAUGUAAGUAAGUUCUGUGAAAGCUGUAUAUACCAUAAUUAUGACUAGGGCCAAUGCUACAAAUCUUGGGACAUGGAACUAUUUUAUUUGAUAGUGGAUAAAUCCUCUGGUAAUAACUGUAGUGCCUAUAGUAUUUUGUUGUAAAGUGUGUUAUAUUUUUAAGCGUCUAUAUGGAAUAAAAUCACCUUCAACAUUCA